Molecule: messenger RNA, 1453 nt
Organism: Cylas formicarius (sweet potato weevil)
Lineage: Eukaryota; Metazoa; Arthropoda; Insecta; Coleoptera; Brentidae
Product: lysosomal aspartic protease-like
Exons: 9
Coding region: 111-1346 (411 amino acids)
Biological process (GO): proteolysis; cell death
Cellular component (GO): lysosome
Molecular function (GO): aspartic-type endopeptidase activity
Source: RefSeq, a predicted model, not a curated record
GCGGGGAAUCACAUUUUUCCCAACAUUUAUUAAUAGGUGAUCUGAGUGCAUGUAUGCUAGUAUCUAGUUUUGUCCCACAUCUCGUCCGUGUUUGAAUUUUAAAAGAAAUCAUGGUUUUUAAAGUUUUUCGGAUGUUUAUAAUGUCCUGCGUUAUUUCUAAUAUUUGUAAUUUAGCCGCUAGGACAGAAGAGCAAAAGGGCUUUACGAUCGAACUAAAAAGAAUAAAAUCUCCAUUCGAGCAACACUUGAAUGCACCAAAUUUGACGAAAUACGGCAUAAAUCUGGACUGGUUUUAUCAGAAAUCAAGUCAAACAAAUGACUCAAUAGCCCUCUACAGAUACCUUGAUAAUGAAUUUUAUGGCGAGAUCGUUGUUGGGAAGCCCGGACAGAAGUUUAAUGUUGCAUUUGAUACAUCAUAUCCCAUAUCGUGGGUGCUGUCAGCCAGAUGCUUUUCUUGGACCAAUUGGGGUUGCAUGUUUCACAAUAAAUAUGAUGACACCAAAUCCUCUACCUUUCAAAAAGAUGGUCGUCCUUAUGUAGCUGAUGAUGGUCAGGACAAAUUUACUGGUAUUUACGCCUAUGAAAAGAUCUCGUUUGCCCACUCGAAUGUUACAAACCAAUCGUUUGUGGAAAUGGAACAGGUGCCCAGAUCAUUGAUUUUCAGUAAGAUUGACGGAAUAUUGGGUCUGGGACAGAAAUUUAACGACUCGUACCAGCCGUUUUUUUAUACCCUUAUGAAUCAGUCUAAUAUCCCACCGCUAUUCUCAAUCUAUUUAAAUCGGGAUCGUCAGUCCAAUAAGGGAGGUAACAUCAUGUUAGGCUUCAUAAAUAAAAAGCACAUAAGGAAGCACAUGAGUCCAAACAAUAUACCUGUGGAAGACGAGAUCAGGUAUUUAAGUGUAGAACCCAGUUUUUACUGGCAGUUUAAAAUUGACGGCAUAUUGUUGAAUGAUACGAAAUCUCCGGUGAAAUUGUGUGACAAUGGUUGCACCGGUAUCACAGACACGAGUUCGAACAAGAUACUGGGACCAAAAGAAGAAGUAGAUGAAAUUCACAGGGUUCUCAAGGCGCGACCUUUCUUCCUGAACCGUUGGAGGGUAGACUGCGAUACGGUCAAUAAGUUGCCCAAAUUGUUUUUUACCUUGGGUGGAGAGGAUUUCGACUUGAAAGGGACCGACUAUACGACAAAGAUGAGUUAUUUCUCGUUUACUAUCUGCCUGUCUGCAUUCGUGCCCCAAGAAAUGUACCCAGACAAUUUCUGGGUUCUGGGCGGGGCGUUCCUGAGCCAAAUCUACACGAUUUAUAAUGUGGAAGAGAAACAAAUUGGAUUCGUCCGUGCAGCAUAGAAAUAAUUUUAUCAUACCUAACUUACCCACCUACUGUAUACUUAAGUGGUUAUGUUACAUGUGCCAUUAAUACGAUAAUAAUUAAAGCUACUGUAAUAUAUGUCUCA